Molecule: messenger RNA, 3665 nt
Organism: Sphaerodactylus townsendi
Lineage: Eukaryota; Metazoa; Chordata; Lepidosauria; Squamata; Sphaerodactylidae
Gene: SINHCAF
Product: SIN3-HDAC complex associated factor
Exons: 7
Coding region: 239-907 (222 amino acids)
Biological process (GO): negative regulation of cell migration
Source: RefSeq, a predicted model, not a curated record
GCAUCCAUCCAGACAACAUCCAUCCAGACAACAGGCGCUCGACAACGAGGGUGCGCGGAGGAAGGCGGGGAGGAGGAGGGGUGGGAAGAGCGCCGCGCGCAUCAGAGCAACGAGCACGCUAUUUGUCGGAGGUUAAUUGUCUUUAUAGCACGACUGAGAGGAGAACUGACAUUUAUGCCAUUCUUGGUGUGGGCUGAAAUAGAUCUGAAUAAUUCAAGGGUAACAGAGGAAAGAGAAGAUGUUCGGGUUCCACAAGCCGAAGAUGUACCGGAGCUUAGAGGGCUGCUGUAUUUGCAGAGCCAAGUCUUCCAGUUCUCGCUUCACUGACAGCAAGCGUUACGAGAAGGACUUCCAGAACUGUUUCGGUCUGCACGAAGCUCGCUCAGGAGAUAUAUGCAAUGCCUGUGUCCUGCUAGUGAAAAGGUGGAAGAAGUUGCCAGCUGGAUCGAAAAAGAACUGGAAUCAUGUGGUGGAUAUAAGAGCUGGACCAAGUCUUAAAACGACGCUGAAGCCAAAGAAGAUGAAAACACUUUCUGGGACCAGAAUAAAGAGCAAUCAAAUAAACAAACUGCCGAAAGAAUUGAAACGACACAACUCUGAUGCCCACAGCACCACCUCAAGUGCCUCUCCAGCCCAGUCGCCCUGCUACAGCAACCAGUCGGAUGACGGCUCAGAUGCUGAGAUGCCUCCGGGCUCCAGUCGCACACCUGUCUUCUCCUUCUUAGAUCUCACAUACUGGAAAAGGCAAAAAGUGUGCUGUGGAAUUAUUUACAAAGGUCGCUUUGGGGAAGUCCUUAUAGACACUCACCUCUUCAAACCCUGCUGCAGUAACAAAAAGGCCACCACGGAGAAGCCUGAAUCACAAGGCCCCCAGUCUCCACCCAUCCCCAGCCAGGAAGAGUGGUGACUUCCAUAGCUAAUUGCAGAUGUUAUAAACGGAACCUCUUUCUCUCUGGGAUGGCUUGGAUGUGAUCCUUGGCUCACUUUGGAGACCUGCUAUGCUGCCAAAAGACAUCUUUUUUUUUUCUCCUCUUGAACUGUUUGAGGGUUUUGUUGGGUCUCUCUUUUUUCCCCCACUUCCACUAAGUCAGAACCCUGUUCAUAUCGCUUCCAUAAAGACUGUAAAUAAUAUUUAAGAUGAUUUGAGACACGUAGUUAAGCUGCUGCUGCAAAGACCUCUCUGUUCAGCCGCGUACCUGUUCUGCGGCUAAUGGUCACCAGGCUCAGUUUUGUUGUACAAUUAAAAUAUGUAUGUAGUGUAUAUUUCUGUCCGAACAACAGAGUUUGCAUUGCGCAUGCUUAAAAUAGCCAGUAGCUGUUGCAACUUUUGAAACAAUGGACCUGGGUACAGAAGUCUGUCCACUGUAUGUAAGACUUUCCUACUAUGUAUAUGUUGUAAAGAUAGGGAUUCCUACAUUUUUAUUACUGUGGCUUCCACCAGGAUAAGGCAUUUCACAUUUUCUGGACCACAUGGCCAAUGGAGGAUAGAUCUGCCCUAGCAGAGUGGGUGUGUAUGAGAGCCAGGUCUGAGGUUGCAGUCAGUCUUGGGUUGAAUUGACAAGUUCAAAGACUGGUUGUAGCAAGGGGAAGUGAUGUGGCUCCAAAUCAAGUAAACUUUCUCCCUCCACCUGCAACAGGUGCACAGUUUGGAUGCAUUAAGAUGAGAGUGUAGAGUUGCAGGGAAAUGGGGAAGGGCUAAUUUAUGAGCUUUACGCUCUUUACAGACAUAACAUUGGACUCGUGUGGGAGAUGACAGUGAGAUCUGAUCAGCACCCAGCAUAUAAGUCCUUCCCCUUCUGAUUAAAUAGUUCUUUUUUGAAUGGAAAAAGUGCUUCGUUAGAGAUAAGUAUGCAAAAUGUGACAGUUUUGUAGUUUGACUAAUUGAUGAAUAACUACAUUCCCAGAGUGGGAAUAACAGUCUACAUUAUUGGCAAGACCAUUCCUGUAGGCCAUUGUUUUGACAUCCAGUUUCUAACCAUUGAAUGAUAGUAAAAUGGUAAUCUUAUCUCCAUUUUCACUAGGACCAUGAAGGUGAGCUGUAGAUACUCAUCCUAUAAAAACUCAUUUUCUCUUUCCACCUUGUGUGUUCACUUCUCCCAGAAAAGAACGUUGGGGUAAUGAUUGUCCCAACCCCUAUUAUAAAGCAUGAUUUAAGCAGAAUUAGACUUGGGGGUAGGCUGCGUAUAAGCAGUGCAAGAAAAGAUUUCUGAUUCUCGUACAUAUUCCCUCUAUGAAUGUGUGCCUAAGUGUCUGGGGCAUUCCCUUUCCUUAUCACUACAGUGCUGCCUUUGAGGGCUGCCGUUUAAAACCAGACGGCAUUUCCUUCAGAUUUACAAAAUGCAUCAGAUGGUUUACAUGUUUCAGGAGUCAUCACAGGCUGUAGGAAACUCCUAUCUUUUUUUGAAUCACUAGCCCUUUGUCUUACCUGCUGCACCACCCUUUGCCCAAAUGCCCCACGCACCCAUUUCUCCCCACAUCUCCCAGAAGUGCCUUCAGUCCAUUUCUUAAUCAUCUGCUCAGUCUCCAACUCAGAGCUGCUGAUGUAACUUCAUUCUUUCUCUAUUAGGCCCUGCUUCAGUCUGGUUAAAUUUCAAAUCCCUGCCCCAUAAGCCACCGAUUUCUCUAAAGACAGAUCUUUGAUCAGUCGGCUAGCCCCUGAGUUAUAGAACUCUCCUAUAUUCCCUAGUUUAGUCCAGGACAAACGAAGAGGGGAAAGUGGAUUUUGAAGCACUGUCAUUGUAGUAUAUGGCAGUCCUGUGUGCUACCUGGCAAACCGAAGAGAAUCUUUUUUUAAUUGAGAUUUCCAAAAUUUGAAAAAAAAAAAUACCCUUCACAUGGAUGGCAAAAAUGGGUUCUGCCUGCUUUAUCUUUUUUGGGGGAGGGGGAGGGAUAUGCUGCUGCUUUCACUCAGAGACUUCCUAAUUUUGUUUUGAUGAGUAUGGGAAUUUAGAUUAUGUUUUGUGGGCGGUAUGAUCUGCAGUACAUGUAAACCUUGUUUUACUUUUGUUGAACAAUGAAAUCUUAGCUGCUGUGUCAGGAGAAAGAUCUUAACUUGCUAUCUUGUGUUCUACUAAAGAGUCCUCACUAAUCCCCCCCUCUCCUUUUGUAAAUAGGAGAAAUAUUCUAAAGCAUAGGUGUCAGACUCGCAGCAUGAUGCUGGCAGGGGAUGAUGGGAACUGUAGUCCAUAACAUCUGGAGGGCCGUGAGUUUGACACCUGUGUUCUAAAGGAACGACGAAAUAGACCUUUAACGUGCAACUAACUAGCUACAUAGCAGUCUUGCUUAGUUGUUAACCUCUUAAAGAUGCAGACAAAAAAAAUUGGUUGUCUUUGCUAACGGCUUAAUGUUUGUUUUAGAAUUCUAAGGGUCAUUGGCUCUCUUCCUUUUCAGCUUCAGGAUGAUACAGUGUAUGAUUCCUUCAUCUCUUUCACUUCUGUAUUUAUUUAUUUAUUACUAGACCCCAGCAGCAGACUGCUUCCCUCUCCCUCUUCUCCCAGCGUAGUAAUGCAAGAUGAAUUGUAUGUAGUUAUGCACUUUGUAUUAAUGUAGUAGAAAUCUAUGGAACCUGUUUUUAUACUUUUUUAUAUUGUUCAUACACUUGUAAUCCAGACUUUUUUAAAAGCUAGGGUAAUGAAUUAAACUUUAGACUUGUUUAGAAAAAUAAA